Messenger RNA from Anguilla anguilla (European eel), 4387 nucleotides. Its product is annotated as cyclin-J-like. The transcript is spliced from 6 exons. Lineage: Eukaryota; Metazoa; Chordata; Actinopteri; Anguilliformes; Anguillidae. The coding region runs from base 292 to 1518 and encodes 408 amino acids. The record is from RefSeq and is a predicted model, not a curated record. Gene Ontology annotation, biological process: regulation of cyclin-dependent protein serine/threonine kinase activity; mitotic cell cycle phase transition. Gene Ontology annotation, molecular function: cyclin-dependent protein serine/threonine kinase regulator activity. Gene Ontology annotation, cellular component: nucleus; cyclin-dependent protein kinase holoenzyme complex; cytoplasm.
UUACGAAAUAAUUGUAGACAGAUUCAAAAAGCAUUCUCAGAAAGAGAUUGUUGUAGUCCUUUUAGGGAACUACAAGUCCCAGACCCGUGUCACUGUCCUGUCGUUCUCCGUGCUGGGGGUUCAGAAAUCUCCUGGAGUUCCUCACCGCUACAGCACACGGGCAGCGUUAUCUACAACCAUUCCAUCGAAAGGGGACUACAGGGAGUGGAAUGUGGAAAAUAUUCAAAAACUGACGGAUACCUUUGUUGCAGAGUGCUGGGACUGAUAGUUCGUCCAGCGCGGAUCUUCUGGAUGGGAAAGAUGGACACGGACGGGCAGUGGUGGAAAAGCCAGCUAGCGGCGGAUAUCCAUCAGGCGCUUCGGAUCAAGGAGCUGAAGCUGCCGGCGUACCGCGCCCACUCCCCCCAGAUCGGGAUGCGGCGCUACUUCGCCGACCUGCUGGCCAUCCUGAGCAACCGCUACCAGCUGUGCCCCACGGCGCGCCACCUGGCCGUGUACCUGCUGGACCUGUUCAUGGACCACUACGACGUGGCCGUCAAGCAGCUCUACAUCAUCGCCCUGUCCUGCCUGCUCCUGGCCAGUAAGUUUGAGGAGAAGGAGGACCGGGUGCCGAAGCUGGAGCAGCUGAACGCGCUGGGCUUCAUGUGCAGCCUGAACCUGGCGCUGAGCAAGCGGGACCUGACGCGCACCGAGCUGCUGCUGCUGGAGACCUUCGGCUGGAACCUGUGCAUGCCCACGCCCGCCCACUUCAUCGACUACUACCUCCAGGCCUCCGUGCAGCAGGCCGACCUGCACAACGGCUGGCCCCUCUCCUCCCUCUCCAAGACCAAAGCCUUCAUGGACAAGUACACGCACUACUUCCUGGAGGUCUCCCUGCAGGACCACGCCUUCCUGAGCUUCCGGCCGUCCCAGGUGGCGGCGGCCUGCAUCGCGGCCUCGCGGAUCUGCCUCCAGAUCGCCCCCAGCUGGAACUCGGUGCUGCAGCUGCUGACGGGCUACACCUGGGAUCACCUGACCCGCUGCAUCGAGCUCAUGCUGCUGGCCCAUGAUAAUGACGUGAAGGAGGCCAACAAGUCAAAAUCCAGCCCUCUUUCCAGCCAGGCUCUGCUGCAUUCUCAGGCCACGCCCCCUCCCUCUUCAGCUUCCUCCUCCUCCUCGGCGUCCCCCUCCCAGCAGCUGCUUUUUCAGACCGGGUCCCACCCUCACCUCUCCCAGCGCUCGGUGCCCGCGGCCCGGCUGCAGUCGCUAGGCGAGCCCCAGGCUCUGGGGCCUAGCGCGGCCUCCCAGGACUACCUCCAGCCCCACGGGGCGGGGCCGCUCUCGGGCUCCGCCUCCGGGGGGGCCUUCCACUCGUACCCGAGCCUGGCGUCGGGGCUGUGCUCGCUGCCCCUCCAGGGGCCCAUCGCCAUGCAGGUGUCCAUCGCGGCCGAGCCGCGCCACUGCCUGGGUGUGGCCUACGGCGGCGGCGGCUACCUGGGCUCGGUCCCGGGCUUCGCCGCUGGCUGCUUCGACAGGUGACGCCAGGAAAGGGACGACGGACUCAGGCUGGGGCCGCCGCCCCCCUCCCGCUCUGUCCCUCACUCCGACAGCGCCCCCCUGCCCUCCCGCCUCAGGCCCGCGCCCCCCUCCCUCCAGCAGAGGCGGCAGAAGCGCAAGAGGAAAUCUGAGAGGGUGACGGUGGACCCCUCUCAGGUCAUCGUGCUGACGUAGACGCGCGCGAGAAGCCGCUACACCGCUACACCGCUUUAACGCCGAUAAAGUGGACCUCGUAACUGCCACCACCUUCUGAAAAAAAAGACGAAACAAAAAAACGACUGAAAACUAGAGCUAUAUUUUUGAUAAUAUGGUUGUAUUUUUUAAAAUACAGAUUUUUUUUUGUAGCACACUCUGGAAUCUUUGUUCAAUUUUCGAGGAGCGACACUGGAGUUAUUUAAACUGCGGCGGACAUGUUUAUGUUCACCAAUCAGGAGGGCGAAAAUCCAGAAGAGUUCCGUUCCCUCUGCUUGCCCUGUGAUUGGGCAGCUCCACAUGCUGUGGGGAGCUCUGAUUGGCCAGCUGUGAGAGCCGAUAGCUCUGGGCCCCUCCCUCCCUCCCUCCUCUGACAUUGCCUGCAAGUCCCUCUCCUCCCUUUGUUCUGGCGUUUGAAAUUCUGAGAUCCUGCCGUCUCAAACGAAUCUCCCGCUCCCCUGGGAAGGUUCGGAAGGCCCUCCUGUGGAAGCAGGGGCCUGAAGGACUGUGGGAAGAAACCUCCAGAAACGCUUCAAAGUCCGUUUCUUGGAGCCUUCGUGGAAGAGGCCUGAGAGUGCGGCUGAAGGUCUCGGUUUUCUUGCCGUUGGCUGAAUCUUUUUUUGUUUUGAAUUCUCCGAUGCUGCUGCCUUAUACAGACUCAUGCGCUGUGUGACCGUGAGACUCGCUCAUCCUCGUACCAGAAGUAUUGUUUACACAAGCCACGUUGAAUCAGGGACUUGAAGUCAGAUUACUUGAAUCCAGUGUCACUAGUGCAGUGGAUGUUAUUUAUGAUUGGGCAUUUGUUUUCUUUGUUAUAUCUUGUAUCCUGUUUGCUUUGGAAUUGGUGUCUGAUUUGUGAACACUGUAGAGGUCGGGGGGAGGGGGGGGUGUGUUGUGACUCUGGUUCUAGUCUAAUGGUCCUGGGUUUAACAGAAAGGUCCGUGUUUGCUCUGCUGAAACCUGAAAAGCAAAAGGAAGACUGAAAACCUUUUGAGAUGUGGAACCUGGUGAGCGGGCCGUUCUGAACGCUCUCAGAAGAAGCUCCAAACUGUCAGCGGCAAGCGUUAGCCCUCAUAUCCUGCCCCCCUCCCCCUCCCCACCCCCCACUGGACUGCCCGAGCUUCCUCUUCCAGUCAGAACCCAAGGGCGUCUCCUCUGUGACAUCACCGGCCAUGUCACCUCUGGAGCUCCAUGCCUGCGGUUCACCGGACCGUGAACCGCUCUUGGAUGUCGCUGGUGACCGAGCGUUUGUGUGCCGGGGUUUGAGCUCUCCGCGGUCGCUGAUCAGGAAGUCAUAGCCCUGGCCUCGUACACUUCCUCUACGGUUACAACGCGUCCAUGGACAGCCCACAGAUAACCUUUGCAUCCAGGAGAGCCGUGAAUCCUAUGGAAGGUGGCCGGUGCUCUCGCGGUUGGCUGACUGCCUCCAUUGACCGCGGUUUCAUGGAGCGCAGAUAAGCAUUUGGCGGGUUUUCGGGGUGCAAAGGUGAGCGUGAGAUCAGCGGCAGUCGCCCCACUUUGCGCCCCGGCGCUCUUUGCUACCUCCCAAAAGCAAAGUCCCCCUCGCCCCCCUCCCCCGUCGGUUCAUUUACACCAGCUGUCACUGUCAUACUGUACUCCCCGUUAUUAAAAAAUCGGGCCGUAAGCGUGAUUGUUUCCAUCGUUUUGGGGUUUCCUACUUGCCCUCUUAGGGUACAAAGUGCAGGGUGAAAAUCGCACCGAGACACUCACCAGGGUAAAAACAAAAAGUCUGGUGGCGAAAGCAGGGCCGGUUCAGGGGUGCGAUUCACUGUAAUGGCAUGCGAUCGUGUCUAUUUCUGGAGCGGGGCAGAGAUGACCCGCCGGUGUGGAGAGCAGAGUCCAGGCUUCAGGCAGGGAGGAGACUUCACCCUCUCGCACCCAGCGUUUGAACUACCUCAAAUUACCCACUGGGCUGUGAUCUCUCACACUGAAACCUUUUUAAAUGCCAGCUUAGUUUGCCCAUGUUCUUAUUUUAGCUUAUUUUAAAGAAACACUGCCCUGAGUCUGUAAGUAUUUAGUAAUUCACUGAGUUUUAGCAAGUCUCCACUUUUUAUAUUUAGAUUUUUUUGUUCAGGCUUACGUUCCGUCUCACUGUGUGUAUAUAUUUUUUAAAAAGUUUAGCGUGUUCCCAGUUGACUUCUCUUGUAACGUUUGUAGAGGUGAAUGAAUUUGGUGCUCAAAGACAACGCACCGCCUUAUUCGAUCACAGAAACUGUUACAAGCCCCACCCCUUAGCAGGAAGUCUCAGGGAGCAAUGUGUCAUCGAUUUAAAAUGUCUGGAAACCCACCUGAACCUUUUAUACUCAUCUAUAACCACUACUUCCUCUUUUAUAACUUAUUUUUUUGGUCAACAGUAGGAUCUUUGAUACAGGAAACCCCGUUUUUAAAAUGUUUUUGCUGCUGGAGGGCAGUGAUAGUUUUUUAAAUGCGAUGUAAUUGUUGCAUAUUGCAACCAUCUUGAAGAGCUGCCGCUGUCUCUUGGACUGAUGGGACGAACUUAGAGCAUGUAUCUGAAUGAGUUUUCAUUGUAUUUUAGGGGUUGUGACCAAAGAUGAGGGUCCCUUUAGACAAGAGAGAUUUAAAUAAAGUGACACAAGAAACCACAAUUUAACUCUGCCAUAAACACCUGCUUUAUUUA